Eimeria acervulina is the source of this 1814-nucleotide messenger RNA. RefSeq lists its product as hypothetical. The record is from RefSeq and is a predicted model, not a curated record. The annotation marks the transcript as partial. Lineage: Eukaryota; Apicomplexa; Conoidasida; Eucoccidiorida; Eimeriidae. The transcript has a single exon.
AUGCAGCAACAGCAACAGGAGCAGCAACAGCAGCAGCAACAGCAGCAGCAACAGCAGCAGCAACAGCAGCAGCAACAGCAGCAGCAAGGGAACGGCAACUUUCAGCACCAAGAGCAGCUGCAAGAUCAGCAGCAGCAACAGCAGCAACAGCAACAGCAGCAGCUGGUGCAGCAGGCCCAGCAGCAAACCUCAGAGUGCUCCGUUGCUGCUGCCUCUGCUGCUGCCUCAUUUGCUGUUUCUGCUUUGUGGCAGCAACAGCAACAGCAGCAGCAGCAACAGCAGCAGCAGGAUCAGCAGCAGCAGGAUCAGCAGCAGCAGCAGCAGCGGCAAAGCUUCGUGUCUCUUCUGCUGCCAGAGCGUUGCAAUCUUAUUUGCUGCUCCGUCUAUGUUUCUUGGGGGGCCCUUGAGGGGUGGGUGCAGCAAAGAGGCCCCUGCUGCGCUGCAGCAGCAGCAGCAGGGGCUUGGAAUGCUUGCCGAGGGUUUAGGGGAGGGGCCCCUGCAGCUGCUGCUGCUGAGGAUGUGCUGCUGCUGCUGCUGCAGCAGCAGCAGCAGAAAAAAGCUGCAGCAGCUGACCGCUUGCUGUUAGCCUUGGGGAUACUGCCAGCAGCAACAACGCGGCAGCAGCUGCUUUCUUUAGAGGUGCUGCUGCUGCAGCAGCAGCAGUUGCUGCUGCAGCAGCACGGCUUAUCACCAUGCGACCAGCCGCAGCAGCAGCACCACCAACAACACCAGCAGCAGCAACACCAGCAGCAGCAGCAGCUGCAGCAAGAGCAGCAAUCUAAUUUAACAAGAGGCCCUUCUUCCUCGCCUCCUGGGGGCCCCCAAAGAGCAGCAGCAGCUAGAGGGGGGGCCCCCUGCUGCUUGCUGCUGCAGCAGUACGGCUCGGAAAAGGUUAUUGCUGCCAGCGAAGAGACACAAGAAAACAAGCAGGGGCCCCAAAUAGAAACAUCUGCUGCUGCUGCUGUGAGUCGCGAUGUUGGUGCUGCAGCAACAGCUGCAGCAAAAGCAGCAGGAGCAGCACCUGCUGCAGCAGCUGAAGGUGCAGCUCCCGCUGCAGGCUGUACGCUUUCUAUAGCAGCACCUCAAUGUUCAUCUACAGCAGCAGCAGCAGAAGCAGGAGCAGCAACAGCAGCACCAGGAGCAACAGCAGGUGCAGAGACAUCUUUUGUCUCUCUUUCUGAGUUUGUUGCUGCUGCAGCAACAGCAGCAGCAAAACGUCGCCGUCUGCGUCUGCUAAAGUUUAUAUUUCUUUGUAAAUCUCUCCUUAAUAUUUUGCUUGCCUCAGCACCUUCAGCUUCUGCUGCUGCUGCUGCUGCUGAAGGGGGCCCUCAUAUAAACCCUCUUCCCUACCCUCGGGGGGCCCCCAAGGGGGCCCCCAUGGGGGCCCCUAUGAAGGCCCCUAAGGGGGCCCCUGUAGGGGCCCCUAUGAGGGCCUCUGAGGGGGCUUCUGGGGGGGCCCCCCUAGAGGCCUCUGGAGGCUCACCUCUGGGGGGCCCCCCAGAAGAAGGGGCCCCCCCGGUUGCCCCUGUGGGGGCCCCUAUGGAGGCCCCUGUGGGGGCCCUUAUGGAGGCCCCUAUGGGGGCCCCUAUGGGGGCCCCUGAGAGGGCCUCAGUGGGGGCCCCUGUGGGGGCCCCUGAGAAGGCCUCAGUGGGGGCCCCAGUGGGGGCCCCUAUAGGGGCCCCCACUGAGGCCUCUGCUAGUAAGAGGGGCCCCAUGGAGUCCUUUCUGGAGUCUCAUAGGGGGGCCCCUUCUUCUAUAGGCGGCGCUGAUGCGGUUGACCCGUCUCCUUUAAUAGAGAGCGAGGCCCUAGAAGA